Colletotrichum destructivum is the source of this 1708-nucleotide messenger RNA. RefSeq names its product Putative WD40/YVTN repeat-like-containing domain superfamily. The record is from RefSeq and is a predicted model, not a curated record. Lineage: Eukaryota; Fungi; Ascomycota; Sordariomycetes; Glomerellales; Glomerellaceae. Gene Ontology annotation, biological process: Arp2/3 complex-mediated actin nucleation. Gene Ontology annotation, cellular component: Arp2/3 protein complex; actin cytoskeleton. The coding region runs from base 135 to 1226 and encodes 363 amino acids. The transcript is spliced from 3 exons. Gene Ontology annotation, molecular function: actin filament binding.
UCUCCCAGCACUGCCCCCAAACUCACAACUUCGUCUGCUAACAUCUACACCAUCUCCCCCCUUCAACGACCUCCGAACCGAACAAUAGAGUGAUAGUAGAGAGCUAUACUCCUAUCACGAAGUAAUCCCUUACCAUGGCGGCCCCCCAGGUUCACCAUCUCUUCCACGCUCCCAUUGCGGACCACUCGUUCUCUGCCGACCGUGAGACGCUGGCGAUUGCUCGCGACUCGACCAUUGAGCUGUAUGGACAGGCCGGGAACGCCUUCAAGCUCAAGGACGAGCUCAAGGGACACGACAAGACCGUCACGAGCGUCGAUAUCGCUCCCAACAGCGGUCGUAUUGUGUCCUGCUCCCAAGACCGAAAUGCCCUCGUCUGGGAGCCCUCGCCGACCGGAUACAAGCCUACUCUCGUCCUCCUCCGAAUCAGCCGCGCCGCAACCUUUGUGCGGUGGUCUCCGUCGGAAACCAAGUUUGCCGUCGGCUCGGGCGACCGUGUCAUUGCAGUCUGCUAUUUCGAAGAGGAGAACGACUGGUGGGUGUCGAAGCACCUGAAGAAGCCUAUCCGGAGCACCAUCACAUCUGUCGCAUGGCAUCCCAACUCCGUCCUCCUCGCUGCCGGGUCGACUGAUGCCCACGCCCGCGUUCUUUCCAGCUUCAUCAAGGGAGUCGAUGCCCGACCCGAGCCGACCGCUUGGGGUGAACGCUUGCCGUUUAACACCGUGUGCGGAGAAUACUUGAACAACUCUGCCGGCUGGGUGCACUCCGUUUCUUUUUCGCCCAGCGGAAAUGCCCUGGCAUUCGCUGCCCACGACAGCAGCAUCACUGUCGUAUACCCCAGUGCCCCCGAACAGCCUCCCCGGGCCGUCGUCACCAUCACCACCCAGCUUCUGCCCUUCAUGAGCCUUCUCUGGAGCUCAGAGGAUGAAAUCAUUGCCGCAGGCUACGACUGCGAAGCUUUUCGAUUCAAGGGUGGCGAGGAAGGCUGGAGCCUGGCAGGUACCCUCGAGUCCAAGGGCCGCCCCGGCCUCAGCGAUGCCCGCGAGGAGUCUGCACUCAACAUGUUCAGGCAGAUGGAUCUCAAGGGUAAGGCCAAGGAUGACACCCAGCUCAAGACGGUCCACCAGAACACCGUCACUACCCUCCGCCCCUAUGAGUCGUCAGGCGACAACCUGACGAAGUUUUCUUCAAGCGGCGUCGACGGAAGAAUUGUCAUUUGGAGCACCUAGAUUACCUUUCAUAGAAAGCUUCAAUGGAAAAAUACCACAAUGUCUCAUGCACCUGCUUCUAGAUUUUGGAUGUUCUAAUUUGUUGGCGUCCAAUAGACUAAUUACCCGGCUUUUUUUUUCUCCGGUAAAGUUGACAGAAACCCAAGUCAAACAUUUUCAUACGUAAGUUACUGAAGAACCCUCAGUCCGGGCCGUCCUCCUGGCACCAAGCGCCACCAUCGCCCAGCUCUAUAUCGACGUCAUGGAGCACCCCAACUCUGAUCACUCACCCAGUGGGUUCAUCUACGAUGUUCCCACCAGACAGCAUAGUACUGCUGCCGAUGCCGUCGAUAAUUCACCGAGCGAACCACCAUCUCCGGCACAACCUUAUCUGGCGCAGCCGCCUUGGUUUCCAUCACAGGCAUGCCCCGACACUGCGAUACGAAGCUUGCGUGCGGGCCUCUUGGCGUCUGUUGUUAUUUGCGUUCCUAUUUUGGAUGCUU